GCACUGAUGGACGAGAUAUUAUUUUUUCUAGUUUUUUGGAUAAUCCCUGUCGAGUCUCAUCACUUAAGUGAAAUGUAACUUAAAAAUUGAGUCAAAGCUCAAAAAUGGGGAAGUCAAGACUCCUUUCUCCUCUGCGCUCUUCAUCAUGAAGCUGUGGGGCAGAGCUACAGCUGUCCGGAGGAGGGUGCUCUGCCUCUGGCUGCUGCUCCUCGGGUUCGCCCUGGUUGUUCUGGCGCUGUCGGACCUCUUUACUGGGGACCGGGACCACACUCAUCACAAAGCUGGCCCUCCCCUCCGCCCCCUCCAUGGGAUUCCCAACGCACCGGACCUAGAGGUUAUCGUGGACUCCCGGGACCCGGCAUUAGAGCUCGGUGUAGAUCUCGCCCCGCUAAAAUCUCUGCAAGAAGACCAGCUUUUAUUCGUGCCAUCGACACAGGGCACCAAGAACCCGCCGCAGCAGAAGAAGGGCAGUUAUAAGGUGCUUCUGCCCGGAGCGAAUAAGGAUACGCGCGCUCCUGCGCCUCCGACGCACGGUGAAAUGGGGAAAGCGGUACGGCUACACCUGGAGGGCACGGAGAGGGAUAUGGAGCUUUCCGCGCUGCAGAAGUACGGUUUCAACGAGGUGGUGAGCGAGAGGAUUUCACUGCAUCGCAUGCUGCCCGAGGCGCGCCAUCCGGAGUGUUUGGGGGAGCAGUACAGCGAGUCACUACCGUCAGCAAGUGUUGUUAUCUGUUUCCAUGAUGAGGCUUGGUCCACGCUCCUGCGCACCGUGCACAGCGUGCUGGACACCGCACCCAAACAGUACCUGCAGGAGGUUCUUCUGGUGGACGACCUGAGCCAGCACGGUCACCUGAAGAGUGUGCUAAGUGAGUAUGUGUCUCAUCUGGACGGGGUGCGUUUGAUUCGUAGCACCAAGCGCCUGGGUGUUGGAGGGUGCCGCACUCUGGGCGCUGCCAGAGCUGCAGGGGAGGUGCUGGUGUUCAUGGACUCCCACUGUGAAUGUCAGAAGGGCUGGCUGGAGCCACUGCUGGAGAGAGUGGCUCAGGACAGGACCAGAGUGGUGUCCCCCAUCAUGGAUGUGAUAGAUUGGCAGACCUUCCAAUACAAUGCCACCCAGUGGCCGGUUAGGGGAGUGUUGGACUGGAGACUAGACUUCUACUGGGAAUCGAACCCUCCACUGCAAGACAAGGACCCAGACUCAGCUGUUCGACCUUUGCAGAGCCCAGCGUUAGGAGGUGGAGUUGUGGCCAUGGACAAACAUUUCUUCCAAAGUGUGGGAGCCUACGACCCUGGGAUGCUGCUGUGGGGAGGGGAACAAAUUGAGCUGUCAAUCAGGGUGUGGUCAUGCGGGGGCUCCAUGGAGGUGGUUCCCUGCUCCCGUGUGGCCCACCUGGACCACCACCACCUGUCUUACAGCUUCCCAGACCAGGACCUGCUUCAGAGGAACAAGAUCCGGAUUGCAGACACCUGGAUGGACGCAUACAGGAAGAUUUUCUAUAGGAGAGACACACUUGCUCAUUUCAUCAGGCAGUCAGAGAGCCCAAACAUCACAGAACGUCUGCGGCUUAAGAGGAGUCUGGGCUGUAGGAACUUCCACUGGUACCUGACUACAGUUUAUCCGCAACUUUACAUCCCCCAGGACAGACCUGCACUGUCAGGAGAGCUGUACAAUGUUGGCACCGGCAGCUGUGCAGACUUCCCCCGAGGGCAGGGACAGCAGGGUGGGGCCAUGACCGUAGCACCAUGCAGUGGGACAGGCAGCCAGCACUGCGAUCUAAACUCUGACUUUGAGGUGCGAUGGGGUCCCAUGGGGGCUUUGUGUUUGGAUGCCAAUGGAGAGAGGGUGGUCUUAUCUCUGUGCCCUACACACAAACCAACCGCCAGCAGACUCCAGUGGAAGUUUAUAAAGCUGAGCGGUCAACUAGUUCACCAGCAGUCUCAGUUAUGUCUGGAGGUUGUAAAGGAAGGAGGGCUCUCACAAAGCAGCACAAAAGAAGUCAACACCCAAACCAAGACAGGAGGUCUCUUCCUGCGCCCCUGCACCCAUCACCCCAGACAGCAGUGGCACUUUGAGCAACUAGUAGCUCCUAAAAGUGCCUGACAUAGAAAGCACAAAGUGACUGAUUGAUUUGCAAGAUGUGAAUC
Plectropomus leopardus (leopard coralgrouper) is the source of this 2145-nucleotide messenger RNA. Its product is annotated as polypeptide N-acetylgalactosaminyltransferase 15-like. Gene Ontology annotation, biological process: protein O-linked glycosylation. NCBI's taxonomy places the organism in Eukaryota, Metazoa, Chordata, Actinopteri, Perciformes, Serranidae. Gene Ontology annotation, molecular function: polypeptide N-acetylgalactosaminyltransferase activity. The record is from RefSeq and is a predicted model, not a curated record. Gene Ontology annotation, cellular component: Golgi apparatus.